This is a messenger RNA of Dermacentor silvarum, 788 nucleotides long. RefSeq names its product transcription factor Adf-1-like. Bases 3 to 788 code for a protein of 261 amino acids. Gene Ontology annotation, cellular component: nucleus; transcription regulator complex. Gene Ontology annotation, biological process: regulation of transcription by RNA polymerase II. The record is from RefSeq and is a predicted model, not a curated record. Lineage: Eukaryota; Metazoa; Arthropoda; Arachnida; Ixodida; Ixodidae. The transcript is spliced from 3 exons.
AAAUGGCGGCUUGUGGCGCUCGCAGUGAAAGUGCGGCUGUGGUUUUCACAACGUCCGUGGACGAUGACAGCGCAAGUGAGGAUGCACUUAUUGAACGCCUGCUGGAAGGAAUUCGCAGCCAUCCAUGUGUGUAUGAUGUGAAACGAAUGGACUACCGCGACACUGAGCGGAAGAACAACGCAUGGGAAGCUAUACGAAAGCAGUGCGGUCUCGCCACAGUUGACCAGUGCCUGAAAUUAUGGAAGAGGCUGCGAGACCGUUUCAACCGAGAAAGAAAGUUAAUCGAGCAGACGAAGAGGAGCGGGUCCGGGUAUGUAGCCAAGCGCACGUGGGAGUUCCUCUCCGCAAUGGAAUUUUACAAGGACUGCGGGCGUAUGAGACCAACCGUAUCGAACGUGCGUGCUUCGCAAGAAGGAGCGACCAGCCAGGACAGCACGGCGGAGGAGCUGCUGAAUACCAUGUGCGGCACCGCCAGUGUGUCUCCGUUGCCCUCUGAGGACAGCUUCGACCAGGAGCAAGCAGGCCAAGCGGACCAGUACAGCGUUGAACCGGUUUCUCUACAGGCUGAUCGACGCACUUGUGUUGGGACUGUGCCUUCAAGUGUUCCGAAAAAGCGCAAAAAGAAUGAUGAUUUUGACCAGCAGCUUCUGAGCCACCUAAAGGAAAAAAUGACAGAAAAUGAGGCAUUUGGCCUUUCUAUCGGUUUGACAUUGGACAGGCUGGCCAAGCAAGUAGCAGCUAAGUGCAAAGCACGGUUAAUGGAGGUAAUUGCAGAGUUUGACAUUUAA